This is a messenger RNA of Triplophysa dalaica, 4624 nucleotides long. RefSeq names its product ninein (GSK3B interacting protein) (gene nin). Lineage: Eukaryota; Metazoa; Chordata; Actinopteri; Cypriniformes; Nemacheilidae. The record is from RefSeq and is a predicted model, not a curated record. Gene Ontology annotation, cellular component: ciliary transition fiber; mitotic spindle pole; pericentriolar material. Gene Ontology annotation, biological process: centrosome localization; microtubule anchoring at centrosome; centrosome-templated microtubule nucleation. Gene Ontology annotation, molecular function: calcium ion binding.
UUCAAAAUCUCUCUGACCAGCCCAUUUUAACUUCAUACACACUUACCCGAGCGCCCAGCAGUGAGACAACAUUCACAGCUUCUUCGACUUCCUAAAAUCACAACAACAAGCAGCGGUUCCGUUUCAGCGCGAGCUCCGGAUGAAACUAUUAAUGGACUAAAAGCCGAGUAACGGAGAGAGAGAGAGAGAGAGAGAGCGCGCGCGUGCAUCAGUGAGACCGCCGGGUAAGGCUGAUGGAUGGAGCGAGGGAUCAGUAUGAGGAACGAUUGAAAGAUGUGUUUGAGAGUUUUGAUGGCAGCGGUUCGGGUUUGUUAUGUUCUGAAGAACUGACCCAUCUCUGUCGAGCCCUUCAGCUGGAGGAGAACACGCUCAAUGCGCUAUUACAUGCACUGCUGCACGACCAGCUCAGCGCUCGGGUUGAUUUUGAUCAAUUUAAGGAUGCACUGAUCCUUGUUUUGUCAAGUUCAAACACAGAAGAUCCACAAGAAUGUCCUGAACAACCAGAUUCCCCUGAAGUCCAGCCACGGUUUGUGAAGGGAAGUAAGCGUUAUGGCCGUCGUUCUGCUCCAGAGGUCAUACACGCGCACACUGAGUCACAUAGGCAGGCUGAAGAUGAGAAUGAGAAGGAUGAAGAUGCUCAAACGGGUGAUGAAAGAACCGUACCCAGAAAGCGUGAGCGUUGGAAUGCUGACCUGAGCAUUUCUGAAGAGUUUGAGGCAGAAGGUCAGUUGCAUCUCUGGAACCCAGAUGAACCGACCACACCCAUUGCAUUGCCGCUCUGUGAUUUGGAGGAGCGUUUACAUAAUGCUUGUCAUCAGCUGUCUCUACCCAUAAAUGGCACGGCCACAAUCCAACAGCUACAUAUGCUGUGCCAACACAUAGGCAUAGAGUUGGGUGAGGAUCUGGUGCAGUGUUCUGAUGGCAAUUCAAUGGAUGUGCAGGAGUUUGUGUCAUACAUUAUAAACCAAAGCAAACCACCUACACCAUCAGCAUCCACACCCUACAGACAAUUAAAAAGACACCAUUCGACUCAGUUUGAUGAAUCAGGUCGUCGAAUCUCAUGUGCUUUGAGCAGUACAAUCGGUCUGCGUCUGUUUUCGGUUUUGGAUGAUGGAUCGGGACAUGUUCGUGAAACAUUGCUGUACAGGUGGAUGGAAGAGGGGGUGGAUAACAGCGCAGAGAUCUUGCGGGCUUUGGAUUUUAAUUCAGAAGAUAAAGUGAAUCUGUCUGAGCUGACCGUUGCCCUGGAAAAUGAGCUGCUGAACACCAAGAACUCAAUCCACCAGGCGGCGUUAGUGAGCUUCAAGGCAGAAAUCAGACAUUUGCUUGAGUGUGUUGACAUGGAAAGACGUGAGAAGGAGAGGAUUCGCUUGGAUCUGGACAAAGCAGAGAAGCUCAAAUCUCAGCUGGCAUCUGAAGUGGAUGACCACCAUGCUGCUAUUGAGCGCAAUAAUGAGCUCAAUCUCCGGAAGCUGGAACAAGAAUAUAAAGACGGUAUGAGUGCCCUGAGGGCUGAGCUGAGUAAAGAGGUGGAGCUUGUGCAGCAGCAGGCCAAUCAGCAGCAAGAAGAGCUGGAAAAGGAAAUGAGCAAGAUGAAGGAAGAAGAGAACUUCCUACGAGAGCACCUAACUCUCAACAUUAAAGAGAAUGGCCGUCUGGAGACAGAGCUGAUCGAUAGCAUGGAGAAACUGGUGGAGGCUGAAAACCAGAUAAACAAACUCCAAAAAAACCUGGAUGGUGUUUUGAAAGAGAGGUUUGGUGAUCUGGAUCCAGACAGUGCGGAGUUCUUCCGGCAGGAGAACCGUCUAAGACAGUUACGCAUGAACUAUGAGGAGCAGUGCAGGGAGUUGCAGGAUCGCAUCGAUGAGUUGGAGGCACAGCUGAAGGAAUAUCAGAAUUUAGGCCACACCCCUUCAAAACGUCCAGGACAAAGUCUGUCUGAAGAGCUGGCCAACACGAGCCCAGAGCCAGAUUCUCAAAAGCAGCAUAUAUUAAACAUGAGUCUAGAGACAGAGAUGCUACUGGAGCAACACCAGAAAGAAAUGGAAAGCGUCAGAGCCACGGUGUAUGAAGAACAAUGCAGCGCUGAGGAAGAGAGGAGUCGUCUCUCCUUGAGGCAUCAUCGGGAGAUGCAGGUUUUGAGGGAGGAGAUGGCAACCCAGUUGGAGAGAGUGCACACGCUGGAGCAGGAGCUGUGUCUCCAUGCACUCCACCAGCAGGAGAUCAGCUCGAUCACACAGGAGGCGCAGGACGCCAGGAACCUUGCUGACCAGCUGGAGGAACAGUUGGCAAUUCUGGAGGAAAAACAAUCUGCUUGUGAAGAGCAGAGCCGAGGACAUGCCGAUGAGAUCAGGAUGAUGGAAUUAAAGCACCAGGAGAUGCUAGAGACAUGUCUGCAGGAGCAGAAAGAGAGACUGCAAGAGGAAAAGGAAAUGCAGGAGAGGCUCGCCGAACAGUGGGAACAAGAGAGGGAGUGUUUGCAGAAGCGACAUGAAGAGGUGUUAAGGGCACAUCUUGAGGAAACACAGCAGAGAAAAGAACAAGAGUGCGUUGAGCUGGAAAGGAGGCUCAAGGAGGAAUGGGAAAGGGAGAGGCUGGAGUUAGUACAGAGUAGUACGGAGACGUUGCAGGUCAUGUUGGUGGAAAAAGAGAGAAAGCUCCUGGAGAAAUGGCAACAGGAGAAACGGGAAUUAGAGGAGGUCAGAAAGGAGACAUUGCAGGCUGUGCUGGAUGAGAGGAGGGAGAGAGAGAGACGAUUUAGGGAGAAAUGGGAUGAGGAACAUGCUUUGUUAGAGAAGGAACAUUAUGAGGUGCUCCUCCAGCGUUUAGAGGAGGAAAGAGAAUGCCUUCAUGCACAGCAGGAGGAGACGGAGAGAAAGAUGAUGGAGCAUUUGGAGAGAGAGAGGGCUCAGCUGGAGAAACAGCAUGAGGAGGUGCUACAGGCCUGUUUGGAGCAGGAAAGAGAGAGAGUGCAAGGAGAGAGAGAAGAGCAGGAGAGAAGGUGGCAGAAGGUGCUGAAAGAGGAGCAGAGCCGGAUGGAGGAGAACCACAGAGAGGCCAUGCUGGAGCUUAGUGCCAAACACGGUGAGGAGAGAGAGAGACUCGGCAGCCUUCUGGAGAAUCUACGCACAGAUAUUGCACAGGAGAGGAGUGAAGUCUGUCGGCUGGCUAAAGAUAACCUCAUUCUGAGGCACAGGAUCUCAACAGUAAGGGAAGAGGACCUUAGAGAAAACCAGGAGAAUCUGCGACUACUGCACAUGAAGCAAGGGAAGAGAGCAGCUCAAGCUUUAAGGAGACAGCUCUCUGAGCCACGCCGCCUUCAUCUUGAUGAAGAGAAUGUUUUAUUACAACUGAAUGCAGAUCAUGUGCUACGACAUACUAGCCCGGAAGUGAUGCGUCCCCAUGACCACAGUCCAGCCAAUGAGAAGAAUGGGUUGUUCCAGUUGUUUGAUCGAGAAGAUUUUGUAUCCAGAAAAGAGAAGGAGCUUCUUAGAGCUGAACUGAACCGGUGUAUAGAAAAGGGCAUGUCGCUGGAGUCAUCACUACAGACUCUAACUCAACAGAACGCUCAUCUCAAAUCUGACUUACGCAUCACACAACAGGAGCGAGAUGCCCUCAAACAGGAAGUGAUUUCGCUGCAUAAACAAAUGCAAUCUGCCAAUGAAAAGUUGUUGGAGGUCUCUGUUGUGUCUGCUGGUCAGCAGCAGGGGAGGCGUUUAUGGGCAGAGCUUUCUGGACUGAUGGAGGUGGAGCAUGCUUCAUUAAUGGACGAAAACCAGCGACUCAAGCGACAAAUGAGCGAGAUGAACUCUGAGCUCAAGAGAGCAAGGGAGCAGAUCUGUCAGUUGGAGGCUUUGAGUCUAAAACUGAGGGCAUUGGUGAAAGGUGCAGAUCAAGAAAAAACUGCCUUAAAGCGUGAACUGGAUGCUCUUCAUUCACAACUGAUAUCAACACGGAAAAAGACUCAGCGGGCUGCAGUCUUACCUUCAUCUCCUCUACAGUUGCCAGGGGAACAGAGAGGACAGCACCAUAGCGACAGCCCAGACUUCACCAUGCAGAUGUAAAGAGCUGUCAUUAUCAACAUAAUUAUCAACGACAUCAUUAUCAACUGCCACAGAAGACUGGCAACCUGUGACCUCACUACUACUUUGAACUCUGACCUUUACUUUGUGUCCCCCAAUUAUAAACCUUUUCUUGAUACAUUAUUUUGCUCUGAGGUGCUUCUCAGUUCUCUGGUCACAGUGUUAUCUGUUGGAGUUAGCAUGUAGCAUUUAAGCUGGGGUGUUAAAGUUGCCUCAAGGUGGCAGUGUGCUGCACAUCCUCACAGCUGAGUAGAGUUUUCUCUGUGGUUCUCAUGCUGCAUACGGUCCGUGAGAUGGGAAAAAACAAGCCAAGAUUUUGACAUCUUAUAAAUGACAAGGACCUUCGAGAUCAGUACAAUCUUUGAUUAUGAAUUUGUUCCAAGCACUGCAGACAUUUUGUGUGAAUUAAGCAGUAUUGUGAUUAUAAUGUUAUGACGUCACAGUUUUAAAAACCAAGGUACAGGGCUCUGAUUGUUUCAAGAUUAGCCCAGCUGUUUUUUACAUAUUUUUAUUUAUUAAAUAGUUUAUUUGUCUCUACCUCU